Molecule: messenger RNA, 1626 nt
Organism: Pyricularia oryzae 70-15
Lineage: Eukaryota; Fungi; Ascomycota; Sordariomycetes; Magnaporthales; Pyriculariaceae
Exons: 4
Coding region: 1-1626 (541 amino acids)
Biological process (GO): protein catabolic process
Molecular function (GO): protein-N-terminal glutamine amidohydrolase activity; protein-N-terminal asparagine amidohydrolase activity
Source: RefSeq, a predicted model, not a curated record
AUGAGAAUAGGUUGCCUCCAGUUUAGCCCUCAAAUGGCUGCAGUCGACGACAAUUUGAACCGCGCCGAUGCUGUGCUUAAUCGGGCCAACCCGGACGACCUUGAAGAUUUGGAUAUCCUGGUGUUGCCCGCAAUGGCUUUUACCGGCCAAAACUUUCUUUCGUUGCGGGACAUAUCGCCAUUCCUCGAACCGGUCGGUUCAGGAAUCAGUGCCCUCUGGGCUCGCACAACAGCACUCAAAUACAAUUGCAAAGUAGCAAUCGGCUACCCCGAAAAGGCGGAUUCCUCAUCCAGCUUCCUCCUCCAGGGCGCAUUCUUCAACUCGUUAUUAAUGGUCAACGAAAACGGCGAAACCCUGGCAAACUAUAGAAAGCAGCAUUUGGAUUAUGCCGAUAAAGGGUGGGCAUUCGAAGGGGCCGGAGGGUUUUUCCACGACGUAAUCGACGGGCUGGGGCGAGUUACCAUGGGAGUGUGCACAGAUAUCGACCCUUCCGAAACACCAUGGCACCAGUUCGAAUUUGCUUUUGAUGUUCUGGAUUCUGAAGCAAAUGUCGUUAUUGUUUCCAUGGCCUGGAGUGCCAGCGCUCUCGACAACCCCGCCUCUUUCCAUAGCAAGCCGGACGAGCCCCACAUUGCCACGCUGGAGCACUGGGUCAAGCGCAUGGAGCCUCUCAUCCGUGCCGAUCGCGAAGACGAGAUCAUCUUCGUUUUCGCGAACCGUUGUGGCAGCGAAGGCGACGUUUUAUACACCGGAUCUUCAGCCGUCAUCGGGAUUUGCAACGGAGAGGUCAGGGUUUACGGCGUGCUCGGUCGAGGGACCAAGCAGCUGCUCGUUGUCGAUACCGAUGAGGAGCCCUCAGCUAGGCUCGUUAGGCGGUCCGGCAAAAGAGCUGCCGACGAUAGCUGCAAUGUUGUCGGCGAUGAUUUGCUCGGGCCUGCACGCACUGUUGAGGGGCUCGCUGUCCCUCACAGUUCCCAAAACAUAUGUCCGAGAAGCGAAAUUGAUACCCGCGAAUUAGCGUCAAUUCAUAUGCCGGAAAGCACAGCUGACAUUUCUACGAAUGCCGCCACGAACAUUCGCCCAAAAUCGCCCAAAAAGACCAGGCAUUUGGCUUGUGCACAGACCCAAAUGCCUAUUCCCAACCGACCGUAUCGCUUUAAUUUUGCAAUGCGAAAACCAGCCACCGGAAACACGCUUGUGCAAACCAUUACCACGCUUGUAACUGUCGAAAUCACAGUUGCGGCGACGGAUGGCCUCGCACUAGAUGAUGCGGCUUCGAUAAGUGAAGAGCCGUUUGCGCUGGAGGCUGCAGCGCCAGAUGGCAAUGCGGGAAGACGUUCGGCAGAUGACAAGCCAUUUGCAUCGCUUGAUGCUGAUGUGAAAGAGCUGUUUGACAGGGGGUUGGCUUUUGGGAAUUCCGUAUGGGGAGCAGUGGGCGGAAGUGUGGAAGGCGUGGAAGAUGUGGCGUCUGUGGUCGACGUAUCGGCCGCCGUCGUGUUUAAACUACCCAACCCGGGCCUAGGUGGUGUAGAAAGUCUUGGUCCAUCUACCGAGGGCACUGGCACAUUUAAGCAAGCUCUUCGGGAACAACUACAGCAGUACAUUCGUUUAUACGCGCGCCAAUAA